CAUUGUCUGCCAGCCAUUCACUCCGCCUGAUUAUGCAGGAGGGUUAGGGAAAGGCUCCAUGUGACCCUCUUGGAUGGGACUCCGCAGCUGCUCGAGGAGCCAAACUCUCUCACCAAACUCUGCGCCCCAGAGCAUCCCCCUGCCAAGGGGUACCCCUCCUGCUCCCGUUGAAAAGCCGGCGUCCACACACCGCCGCGUCACUCUGCGGGCGGAGAUACGCCUGUGCUCGUCCUCCCGCCGCUGUCACUCCGGCCCCCUUAAGUAGUUGGGGUUCCCGAGCGCUCACACCCAGAGGCAGCGAUGCAAAGCAGCAGGGCUCCGGCCAUCAGCGUGAGCGCGGAGAGCUGCAUCCCGGCGGGGCUGCGCCUGGGUCCUGUGCCGGGCAUCUUCAAACUGGGCAAGUACCUCUCAGACCGCAGGGAGCCAGGACCCAAAAAAAAGGUGCGGAUGGUGAGAGGGGAAUUAGUGGAUGAAGCCGGGAGCUCAGCUCUGGAGUGGAUAGGGUUAAUCCGGGCUGCCCGAAACUCCCAAGAGCAAACACUGGAGGCUGUUGCGGAUCUGCCAGGAGGACAGAAGUUUCCUUUCUCCCCCUCCCAGAUUUUCUACCGGGCACUGCGAGAUGUCCAGCCGGGAGAGGAGCUCACCGUCUGGUACUCCAACCCCUUGGCGCAGUGGUUUGACAUCCCCGUCACGGCCACCCCGACGCACGACGAGAAAGGGGAGGAGCGGUACAUCUGCUGGUACUGCUGGAGGACCUUCAAGUACCCCAACAGCCUCAAGGCCCACGUCCACUUCCACUGCGCGCUGAGCCACGGCCGGCCCUUCCUCCACCACGACCACGGCCGGCCCGCCGCCGCCGCCGCCUUCGGCCUCCCGCCCAAGGAGCCGCCGGCCGCCGCGCUGCGCGGCCACCCGCCCCCCGGCUGCGGCCCGCGGGAGGCCGUCAAGCGGGAGGCCGCCGCCGCCGCCACCUCCCCGCCGCUCGCCAAGCCGGGGCUGCCCAAGCGGCCGGCGGGCAAGGAGGAGCAGGAGCGCGCCCUGGACAUGAGCGUGGGGGCCGCCCGCGGGCCGGGCCCGCUGCUGGGGCCGGCGGGCGGCAACGGGCUGGCGCUCUGCCCCGGGGCGCGCUCGGCCUUCCGCCCCGCCGGGCCGCUGCGGGAGGAGGCGCGGGGCGCCGCCGCCCUCGGCUUCUCCAAGCUGCUGGGGGGGCUGAAGGCGGGGCGCGCCGCCGCCGAGGCGCCGCCCAAGUGCGGGGCGCUGCCGGGCGAGGCCGCCCCCCCGGCGGCGGCGGCGGCUGCGGCGGCUGCGGCGGCGGCGGCGGCGGCGGGGCUGGCGUGCGGCGGCGGGCUGCGCGCCUUCCCGCUGCUCUCCCCCCUGGAGGAGGCCUCGGCCUUCCGGCAGGUGGAGCGGGGGCUGCCCGCCGCCGCCGCCGCCCUGCCGCCCGCCCGCUACCCGCCGCUGCCCGGCGGCGCGCUGGAGCGCUUCGCGCUGCCGCCCUUCGAGGGGCUGAAGGCGUACGCGGGGGAGUGCGGGCUGCCGGUGAUGCCGCUCACCGUCUACAACGGGGAGCUGCUCUACGGCGCCGCGCCCUACUACCCGCUGAAGCUGCACCUCGGCGGCCUCCUCAAGUACCCCGAGUCGGUGUCGUACUUCGGGGGGCCGGCGGCCGGGCUGCACCCCGCCGAGCUGGGCUCGCUGGCCGGCAUCGACCGGGAGAUCGCCAUGCACACGCAGCAGCUCUCCGAGCUGGCGGCCGAGAAGGGCCGCGGGCGGCUGGAGGCGCUGCCGGCGGGGGCGGCGGCGGCGGCCGGCGGGAAGCCCAAGACCGGGCACCUCUGCCUCUACUGCGGGAAGCUCUACUCCCGCAAGUACGGGCUGAAGAUCCACAUGCGGACUCACACCGGCUACAAGCCCCUCAAGUGCAAGGUCUGCCUGCGGCCCUUCGGGGACCCCAGCAACCUCAACAAGCACAUCCGCCUGCACGCCGAGGGCAACACGCCCUACCGCUGCGAGUACUGCGGCAAGGUGCUGGUGCGGCGCCGCGACCUGGAGCGGCACGUCAAGUCCCGGCACCCGGGGCAGAGCCUCGGCAAGGCGGCCGAGGACAAGAGUGACUCUGGCUACGCGCACCCCGAGCAGGAGCAAAAGACUGACAACGAGAGCGACGUGGACGUCUGCUUCACCGACGACCAGAGCGACCCGGAGAGCGGCAGCAGGAACCGCGAGCAGUGAUGCAGGAGGCGGGCGCGGCGGCGGCGGCGGCGGCGGCGUGGGGCGCGAUGCAGCCCCCCCCCCCCUUACUCUGAGCUCCCGGCCUCCCGGGGCGGUCCCACGGGAGGCCGUGUCGCGGG
Messenger RNA from Harpia harpyja (harpy eagle), 2351 nucleotides. RefSeq names its product PR/SET domain 13 (gene PRDM13). Gene Ontology annotation, cellular component: nucleus. Lineage: Eukaryota; Metazoa; Chordata; Aves; Accipitriformes; Accipitridae. The transcript is spliced from 4 exons. Gene Ontology annotation, molecular function: protein binding. The record is from RefSeq and is a predicted model, not a curated record. The coding region runs from base 301 to 2232 and encodes 643 amino acids.